AUGAGAACCGCUCUCAUCCUUUUCGUAGCCGUAGGAGCUGCGGUCACUGCUGGCAGAAGCGAAAGCUCGAGAUACAUUUUCUAUCAACAGAACUAUCGUCUGCCAUUUCUGAAGGGCGUGAGCACUGAAGGUCGACUAGAGUAUGACGAUAUUGUUCGUGGCAGAAAUCUCACACUCGCCCAGGAACAGGAGAAAAUAGCAGCUUGGGCGAAAAAGUACAAUCGUACGGACCAGGUGAUGAAGUUCAAAGCCGACAAGUAUGCAAACUUCAAACAGCUUGAGCAGCAGAUCGUCAAAGUGUUUGCGGCACUACCAGCUGCCUUCCAGGAAAACUUGAAAGUCCUGAAAAGUGGAGACAAAACCGUGGCGGAGAUAAAGAAAGCAAUAGCAGAAAAGCACAAGAAGGAUAAAAAGCUAUACAUGGUGCUGGAUGAUAUUGUAAACGAAUUCAACGGCUGGCCACUCGCUCGGCCUACCGCUUACUAUUUGUGGUAUAGACGUAAGGGACUUCGCAAACGAAUUUUGGCAGCUCGCAAAGGUGAGUCCCUGUAG
Messenger RNA from Cooperia oncophora, 552 nucleotides. The record is from the annotation of a GenBank genome assembly. Lineage: Eukaryota; Metazoa; Nematoda; Chromadorea; Rhabditida; Trichostrongylidae.